AUGGAUUGGACGCUCCAGCGGAUGAGAAUCUUCUUUCUUCUCUUCGUAAUUCUCAGUGGUUUUAGGUUUUUGGAGAGUGCUUCCAUCUCCAGACAGAAGCAACUGAUGAAAGUUGCAAAGAAACUCAUUCCUCGCAAGAUCAAGAAGCUGGCAGUGAAAAGCAUUCUGAGUGAAGAUGGGGACGUGAUCGACUGCAUUGACAUUUACCGGCAGCCGGCCUUCCACCACCGUGUACUGAGGAACCACACCAUUCAGAUGGUCCCAAGUUUCACUGAUCCAACCACAGCUGGGGAAAUGGAGGCAUCGACAGAGCAGAAGAAGAGAGAGUCUGCGGUUACUGUGACAUCUCAGCUCUGGCAGAGAAGUGGACGCUGUCCCAAAGGCACGAUCCCGAUCCGAAGAACACCACGAAAGGAGCGCAUGUUUCAAUCAAAUGCGAGAAUGAACCCUAGAUUCUCGAAACGCUAUGAAAAUUCAGAUAUGCAACUGCAACUGAAAAAUCAUUCGUUGGCGAUGUUGAUAACAGCAGGCUACAGAUAUUUGGGAGCCAAGGGAGACAUAAAAGUUUGGAAUCCUUUCGUUGAAUCGGACGACGAUUACAGCACCUCUCGAGUUGCUUUGAAAAGUGGCCCCUUCAGGAACUACGAGGCCGUUGAAUCUGGAUGGGCGGUAAAUCCAAGAGUAUAUGGCGACAGGCAGACGCGAUUAUACGUGUAUUGGACUACAGAUUCUGGAAAGAAAACAGGGUGUUUCGAUCUUACCUGUCCUGGUUUUGUUCAAACCAGCAGUGAGAUUGCUCUUGGCGCUGCAAUCUAUCCAAUCUCAGUUCCUCAAGGGCUUCCAUAUCAAAUCACUCUAUACGUUUUCAAGGAUCCAAGGACAAACAACUGGUGGGUGCAGUAUGGGGAGAGGAUCAACAUAGGGUACUGGCCACCGGAUCUGUUUGGUAUGCUGAGUUAUCAUGCUGAGACCGUGCAAUGGGGAGGAGAAGUUUACAGCCCAAGAGCAGGGAUGCAUCCCCACACUGCAACAGCCAUGGGCAAUGGGAACUUCCCGGACUAUAUCUUUGGCAAUUCUGGAUGGGUGAAGAGGAUGAGAGUGAAGCAAAAUGCUCCCGGCUUGAGGUUUCCAGAUUGGGUUGACACUUUUGCAGAUGAAUAUGAUUGCUAUGGUGUUUGGUACGUUGGGGAUUAUGUUGAUGAUCCUGAGUUUUACUUUGGCGGGCCUGGCAGAAGUUACAGGUGUCCUUGACAGAGGCCUUCACUAGAAUGGCUAGCUUAGCUACACUGAAUGUGUCUUUCUUUUCUGGUUUUUU
Molecule: messenger RNA, 1315 nt
Organism: Diospyros lotus (date-plum)
Lineage: Eukaryota; Viridiplantae; Streptophyta; Magnoliopsida; Ericales; Ebenaceae
Exons: 6
Coding region: 1-1251 (416 amino acids)
Source: RefSeq, a predicted model, not a curated record